CAACAGUAGUCGAUAAAAAAGAAACAGGGAUAUGGCGAGCAUGAAGACUUCAUCCCAGCGGAAAAAUGCCUUCGAAAGAGGUCCUAUCAGUCCUUCCAAAUCAGUGCUACGGUCUCCGCCAUCGCAGAUUUACACCAGGGGAACAGUUGGGUCGGUCAUGACGGGUUCUCCCCGAAGGCGGCCUUCCCCUCGAUACUCUCACUCCAACUCCCUGGCUCUCCCGCGGCGCCCCCGAUCAAAAUCACCGUCUCGAGAGAGCCGUUCUCGAGUCCAUCUUCCUCAAUCUCACCGCCGAUCACGUAGCGCCAGUUCCCAGCCCAUCGUUUCCAGCAGCGAUAGUCUACAACGUACUCCUGUUUCUACCCGUUCCAUUAUAUCCCAUCCGCAGCCUCAAGAUGAAACGCGUUCAGCCCAUUCGUCCAGAUCCUACCCCCCGAAGAAGCACGUCGAUUUUAGAGAUGAUCCCAAUGCGUCGUCGAGUUCAAAACGAGACCCGUCGCCGGCGCCUUCUUCCGGUUCGGCAAAGGUUCACAUCAAAGCCACAAAAAGCGUCAUGGAAGAAUUGUCUAAAGCCCCGAAUACUGAACAGCGGAUCGUUGCGAUAACCAACGCGUGCGAACUUUUAGACCACUACGACGAGACGUAUCACAAUGCGGAACUAGCGCUAGGUGUCGCCUCGGCACUCAUAAAAAGACUGCAGUACUCCUAUGGUGACGCUGAGACUCCGCACAAGGAUAUUACCAUUGUCAACAUUUUCAAGGUGCUGCUUUCCUUGUCCAGGCCAUAUGAGCUACGGGCGAGUCUACUGCGGCAAUCGAGCAUGAUGGAUCUACUGAAAAGGACCGCCACCAAUCAAACGCUACCUGCGGAUGCCAAACUUGUACGGUUGAAUUUUAUCGCAUUUCUGGCCAAAUGCGAUGCGAAUAAAUCAAUUCUUUAUGAAAGCGAGGAAGUGCUAGAUGGCAUUUUACGAAUAGCAAAUGGAGAAGUUUUGGAUCUAGGAAAGCUACAUGCUGUGACAAUCCUCAUGGAGUUGGCAUCGGAUCCAACCAUUCAGGUGAGAAUGGCUUUCAGUGAUCGGAUUUUAGGUACGCUUGUAAAACUGCUAUUGGUGGAAAACACAAAAGCUGCUCGUGAAGCAGCCAUCACCGCACUGCAAAACUUGGCCUUUCGUAAAGAAAAUCGAUUACGGCUCGUCACUUUCAAAUCGGGAAUUGUGCUGGAAGCACUCAAAAACGCCCUCACCAAAGACACCGACUCCAAAUCUCGCCGGCGCGCUGCAGGAGCACUCACUAAUCUCGCGUGUGAAGAAACAGUGGCCAUCAUGGGGAAGUAUAGUGGAUUACUGGAAGCCUUAGCUAUUGUGACGACAACCGACGAAGUGGUGGAAGUCCAGACAAGGGCGUGUCUUGCAUUGACAAAAAUCGCAGGCAACACUACUAUCAAAAUGGAAUCUUUCAAACCAAUGUUGGAUGCUUUGAUAGUGGCAUCGCUAAGCAAAAAAGCUAAUUCAAUAUCAGCAGUUUUUCGCGUCAAAGCGAGAGACGCCGAGAACCGUAACGUCAUGGCUCUUUACCCUGGUUUGUUGGAUACUUUGUCCGAUGUGUGCCUUUCCGAGAGAGCCAACAUCCGGGACAAAGACAAUUCCGUCCACGCACUAAUGCAUCUUGUGAAUGAAGAACAAAAUCGCCUCACGAUGGGUCAGAACGCUGUUGUAUUGGAGGCGCUGGUUGCAGCGGCGUCAUACACAGAUGCCUCUCUCGUAGAAGCUCGGGAUAGUGCCAUAAUCGCUUUGGAACGGCUCGCCACCGAGCAUUCGGUUCGUCCUGGAAUGGCCCGACACCCGUCUCUUCUCACAGUUGUGGCUGCAGCCGUCGAACGGGAGACCGCCUGGCAUGAUCAAGGCCGUGACUGCGAGCACGAUUAUCUGGCCAAACCACUUUUGAUGAGCCUGCUCAUAGCGAUAUGA
Molecule: messenger RNA, 1969 nt
Organism: Phaeodactylum tricornutum CCAP 1055/1
Lineage: Eukaryota; Bacillariophyta; Bacillariophyceae; Surirellales; Neidiaceae
Exons: 3
Coding region: 32-1969 (645 amino acids)
Biological process (GO): nucleus-vacuole junction assembly
Molecular function (GO): protein-membrane adaptor activity
Source: RefSeq, a predicted model, not a curated record